This is a messenger RNA of Pongo pygmaeus (Bornean orangutan), 349 nucleotides long. It is a transcript of the gene TMEM238L, whose product is annotated as transmembrane protein 238 like. The transcript has a single exon. Bases 110 to 349 code for a protein of 79 amino acids. Lineage: Eukaryota; Metazoa; Chordata; Mammalia; Primates; Hominidae. The record is from RefSeq and is a predicted model, not a curated record.
AUUUGCUCACACCCAGCAGGCAGAGAAGGCAGCAGCAGGCAGGACCGCCACCCUCCCAUGCAAAUCACCCCUGGGAGUGCAGCUGGGCUCCUCCCGCUCCUCCUGGGCAAUGUUCCUGGGGAGUCUGUGGGGAAGAUGCCAUCCAGGGCGCUGUGCACUCUUCCUCAUCCUCGCCCUCCUGCUGGACGCAGUCGGCCUGGUCCUUUUGCUGCUGGGGAUCUUGGCCCCCCUGAAUUACUGGGACUUCUUCGUCUACACAGGUGCCCUGAUCCUGGCUUUCAGCCUACUGCUCUGGAUCAUCUGGUAUUCCCUCAACAUCGAGGUGUCUCCUGAAAAACUGGACGUGUAG